This is a messenger RNA of Blumeria graminis f. sp. triticale, 1278 nucleotides long. NCBI's taxonomy places the organism in Eukaryota, Fungi, Ascomycota, Leotiomycetes, Helotiales, Erysiphaceae. The record is from the annotation of a GenBank genome assembly.
AUGGCGCCAGUGACUCUCUCCAGCCUAAAUAAGGCCUCUUUCUCCCUUGGGUCAGCACUUGCAACUUCUCUCCAUUCGUCGCUCAUUGUCGUCCAGUCCCUUGAUCCACGUCCACGCCGCCCAACACACGAGCCCGCCUGGAUCGGUUGCGUGAAACAUGUCCAUGCCGGUCAGCAGAUUGACAUUCGCGGAGCCGGCGUCCAGGUUAUCAAGCGCAUGGGCGUCGAAGAGGCUAUCAGGGCGAGAACAACGCGCGAGGACGGCCUGCUCUUCAUCGAUGCAAAUGGGAGGCAUAAGGCCGAAUUUCCGGUGCGGCCAGGCGAGCUCAGCUUCACCUCGGAAUACGAAAUUGUGCGUGAGAGUUUGGUCAAGGUAUUCUUCGAUGCGACCAAGGCCAACACCGAGUACAUCUUUGGUAACCACGUCACCAAUCUCCAGCAGGCGGACGACGAAAAAGUUUCAGUCACUCUCGACACCGGCGAGACCCGUGUCUUUGAUCUCCUGAUAGGCGCUGAUGGCAUGUGGUCUAAAAUCCGCAAACUGGCAUUUCCCGACAUCCAGGACCCCUCGAAAUUCCUCGGACAGUACACUUCCUACUUUACCAUCCCAUACGAGAGACAGGACAGUACCUACGCCAAAUGGUACAAUGCUCAGGGCGGCCGCAGUAUUCUCAUCCGCCCCGACAACAGUGGCUGCACACGCUCCUUCCUCUCCAUCAUCUCCAACGAGCCGGCCGGCUAUCGCCAGCUCUCCAUUCCGGCCCAGAAAGCAAUGAUGCGGAGACUCUUCGCCGAUGCUGGGUGGGAGACGGAGCGAAUACUCAACGGUAUGGACAAGGCCGACGAUUUCUACAUGCAGGAGAUUGGUCAGAUUCGCAUGCCGUGCUGGAGCCGCGGUCGCGUCGUAUUGCUCGGGGAUGCAGGGUAUUGUUCGUCGCCGAUUUCUGGCAUGGGUACGACGCUGGCGAUCGCCGGAGCUUACGUCUUGGCAGGCGAAAUCUCCCGAGCAGGUAAGGAUUUUAGGAGUGCCUUCCAGGGCUACGAGAGCAAGAUGAGACCAUACGUUACCAAGGCGCAGGAUCUGCCUCCCGGCGUGCCGGCGAUCCUCAACCCCCAAUCUAAAUGGGGAAUCAAGGUCUUCCACAGCAUCAUUGGCUUGGUCGCUUGGAGCCGCAUAUUUUCGCUGGUGGAGAAGCUGUCGGGGGCACCGGAAGCCGACAAUACCUUUCCAAACUACGAGCCUAUAUCGCCACACGGCGCUAAAGUUGAGCCGGCAUAA